This is a messenger RNA of Coprinopsis cinerea okayama7#130, 1083 nucleotides long. RefSeq names its product taurine catabolism dioxygenase TauD. The record is from RefSeq and is a predicted model, not a curated record. The transcript has 4 exons. The coding region runs from base 1 to 1083 and encodes 360 amino acids. Gene Ontology annotation, molecular function: oxidoreductase activity. Lineage: Eukaryota; Fungi; Basidiomycota; Agaricomycetes; Agaricales; Psathyrellaceae.
AUGUCGACCACUACUCUUACUUGCACAGAACCGCCUUUCGCUGUCGCGGUGCAGCCCGAUAUUGGGUACCACCCGGACGAAGCGAAAUGGAAGGAGCGCACGGCCAGACGCCUCAGUGAAGACCCGUCACUCCCCAACACGCCCCUCCCCGACGGAUUCCCCUCUCAAGUUCUCGGUCCAAUCGUCUGGGAAGGCAAAGAUUGGGAGUGCGAAGACCAGUGGGUGUAUACUCUCAGCGAGGAACAGUUGCGGGAGAUCGAUUUUGGGUUGAAUCAUUUCAAGGGUAAACUCGACUCGAUUUAUGAUCGUUGUUGCCUCGAUCUGGCUAUGGGUUUUGUGGGGAAGAAUACUUUUCCUCUUCCCACCCUCAGCACGGUGUUGCAAGAUUUAGCGAGGGAGCUUUAUUCCGGGAGAGGAUUCUUCGUAUUGAGGACGAUACCCAUUGAGAAGUACACGCGGGAGGAACUCUUUAUCAUCUAUGCCGGGAUCUCCUCACAUGUCGGUACCGCUCGAGGCAGAGACAAGACGCUUCAGGCGUCGUCCUGGCGCACAUCAAAGACCUCACCGUCAGCCAUGCACAAGAGAAGGGCGGGAUCGGCAACUCCGCGUAUACCAGCGACAAGCCGGUCUUUCAUACCGACAUCGGGGACCUCAUUGCACUCAGAAACGGCUGCGGAGGGCGGCACCUCGAGGAUCAGUAGCGGUGGCAGGAUAUACAACGAGUUAGCCGCUACAAGGCCCGACUUGAUCAAAACCCUAUCCGAGCCAUGGCCUUUAGAUAGCUUUGGCGGCACCCCAAGCUACACCACCCGACCUCUCCUCUACCACGUCGCCGUCAACGGAGAGAGCAAGGUCGUCUUCCAAUACUCCCGCCGUCACUUCACGGGGUACGGCCCUCAAAAACGCAAUCCUGAUAUCCCACCCAUCACAGAAGCCCAAGCCGAAGCGCUAGACGCCAUCCACUUUCUCGCUGAAAAGUACACUCUAGGGCUGAACUUCCAAAAGGGCGAUAUCCAGUACAUCAAUAGUCUCGGACUCCUGCAUGCGAGGGAUGGAUUUAGGGACAGCCCUGACAAAGCGUGA